UCUAGACAUGACGGGAUCCCGCUAAUAAUACCUUCCAGGUCCUGUCUGCCCGCGUGCCUCGCAAGGCUCUGGUGGAAAAAGUCGGGCCUCGGAAUCCGUCGGAGGAACGAACAACGCCGAAUGAGGGCUGAGGGGUGGGUGGAGGAAUAUUAGACUAUGUGGCUAUUCCACUAACCUCCGUCUAACCUUGCCGGGCCACCCAAUAAGCGACACCUGAUAGAGGAGGCGCGAGCAUGCGUCGUCGCAUUCACCCAUACGCAGGGGUACCGAAUCAGUCCGCCAGAGGCCAGCAAUGACGUGUGACAAGGGAGGGGUAAGGCCCCGCGAUACCUUUAUAUAUGCUGGUGUCGCCAGUAUCUCUCUCCCUGGUUUUUUUUAUCCAGAUUUUUCUCAGGCGCAAAAGCUCACGAUGGUCACUGUUGCAGUUCAAUCCCAGACGGCAGCGUCUGCUGCUCCGUCUACCGUAUCCAACGGUAUUGAUCAAGAACCCCAGGGAAAGACCCAGGAGACCACCCCUUACAAUGCCGACGGCGGCGUCACCAGUCAGCUGUGUGCCUGGAUUGCUGGUCUGCAGCUGGAUGAUAUCCCCGAAGCGGUGCGGACUCGCGCCAAGUACCUAGUCCUAGACGGACUUGCCUGUGCGCUGGUUGGCGCCCGUGUCCCUUGGUCGCAGAAAGCCUUUGACGCUAUGCGCGCUUUUGAAGCACCCGGGAAGCAUGUGGUCAUCGGGUACGAAGAGCGCCUGGGUGCCGUUGCGGCGGCCACCCUAAACGGAUCCUGGAUUCAGGCCUGUGAGGUAGACGACUACCACAGCGUUGCGCCUCUACACUCACAAGCAGUGGUCAUUCCUCCACUCUUCGCCGCCGCCGUGAGUGCCAGAGACCACCCCACGACCCCACGAGUCAUCGAUGGACAAUCCUUCCUGCUUGCCUCGGUGGUCGGGUUUGAGAUCGGCCCUCGGGUCGGCAUGGCAUUGCACGGGACGGAGAUGCUCGCGAAAGGAUGGCACUGCGGGUCAGUGUUCGGUGGUCCCGCGGCAGCAGGCAGCUCGGCGAAGCUACUUGGCCUCUCGGCAGCGCAGAUCGAGGAUGCCAUCGGCGUGGCCGCCACACAGGCCUGCGGCCUCAUGGCGGCCCAGUACGACGGCAUGGUCAAGCGGAUGCAUCACGGAUUCGCGGCACGCAACGGACUAAUCGGAACGAUGCUCGCCUGGGGCGGAUACGAAGGAAUCAAGAAAGUCUUCGAGCGGCCAUACGGCGGCUUCCUGGCCAUGUUCGGCCUGGGAUCCAAACAUACCCCCAACUCCAAACCCGAGGAAAUCUCCAAAGACCUAGGCCAAUUCUGGCACACCGCCGAAUGGAUCCGACUGAAGCUGCAUGCCUGCUGCGGCGGCAUCCACGGCACUAUCGAAUGCCUGGCCGCAAUGCAAGAACAGUACCCCGACCGACUCCGGGGCGCAGCCCAGCUCGCCACCAUCCAGGACAUCCACAUCCAGCUCAGCGACGCCGUCUAUCACCACUGCGGCUGGGCGCCCGAGACACGCCCGCUAACCCCAACCGGAGCACAAAUGAACACGGCAUUUGUCGCCGCCUCCCAGCUCGUCGACGGCCAAGUCCUACUGGAACAAUUCUCCUCGGCCAAACUCGACCGGGACGAGAUCUGGUCCCUCAUCCACAAGACCCACUGCACGCACACGACCGAGCUGGACAAGCCCAACAUCGGCUGUGGCGCGUUCAUCACCAUCACGUUCCAGGACGGCACGCAACUCCACCAUACCCUCCUGAAGCCGAAGGGGGUCGACGAGCCGAUCACCAACGCCGAGAUCCUGGAGAAGUUCCGCCGGUUGACAGGCAGCCUGAUCGGACCCGAGCGCCAGGCCCAGAUCGAAGCCGCGGUCUUGAAUAUGGAGGCGUUGGCGGAUGUGGAUGAGUUGAUUGAGUUGCUCAGUGUGCCGGUAGUGAAUCCGUUGCAGUGAUUUUCUUCUUCUUCUUCUUCUUCUUCUUCUUCUUCUUCUUCUCUCUGGUAUUGGUAUUUCAUUUGGGCGUUUCGGGUGUGAAGGGAGCAUCCCUGUUUAGUUAUCAUCUGCCUAAGGACUCGCCUCUAGUAUCUUCAUUGUGCUA
Aspergillus ibericus CBS 121593 is the source of this 2120-nucleotide messenger RNA. RefSeq names its product MmgE/PrpD family protein. Lineage: Eukaryota; Fungi; Ascomycota; Eurotiomycetes; Eurotiales; Aspergillaceae. Gene Ontology annotation, molecular function: lyase activity. The record is from RefSeq and is a predicted model, not a curated record. The transcript has 2 exons. Bases 410 to 1975 code for a protein of 521 amino acids.